AUGGUUAUCAAGAAGUAUGAGCUCGAAGCCGCCUUGCAUGCCGAAAAGCAGCAAAUCCACAGCGGCCAGCUGAAGGAGGACAACCCGCUUGAUACUAGUGACGCCUUUCGUAUUUUCUGUGAAGCAUGCAGAAGGGGUGACCUCAAGGUGUGCCAGGAACAGAUUUCGGCUGGUGUCAAUAUCAACGCACGAGACAGAUAUGAUUACACGCCCUUGAUCCUGUCCGGGGCUCUGUGCGAGCGUGACACCUUCCAAGGUGAACGCUGUCUGUACAAUGCCCUGAACGACCGCAUCCGUAAUUUGCUACUGCAGUAUGACUACUCCAAGUCGACCGAUCCUUUGCAACCACUCGCUGCCCAUACGACUUCAUUGCUCUCACGACCAGAUCCAAAGACGGCCGACAUCACUGUCACAACUUACGACCGGGACUUUGCCCUGCACAAGUUCAUUCUUGCUGCUCGCUCUCCCUACUUUGCCGAGAAGCUCGCCCAUCAACCAGAUACCACGUCUUGGAAAUUGCCGCCCAAGAUCCCUUCGCAGUCCUUCAACUCUGUUCAAAAGGCCAUUCUUGCUGGUAUCGACAAGCUGGGCAAACAACUCGAGGUUCCCACACUGUUUGAGAGCAUCAUUGAUGCUGGCGAUAGGCGCAUGGCUAGACAGCGCAGGACAGAAGAGAUGGCACGUGGUCGCGAUCAGUUUGCCACCUGGUUCCAAACGAACGUGUUACGACACAAGGUUCAUACCGGCACUGAAAAGGCGGAUCAAGUCAAGUGGGAUAGAGACAACGCCAUCUUUGCCGAUGUUCUGCUCAGAGCUGAUGAGCCAGAGGACGACGCACUGGAUGAGUCUCAGUCGUCGCACAAACCGGUGCGCAAUACCGAGGGCCCUUUGAACGGAAUCCCUAUCGGAAACUUCUCGACAGAGCAAGCCUCGACAACAGUCCCACCACGCAAGUCCGUACUGUUCCCUGCACACCGAGCCAUGCUAUUGCGAUCCGAGUUCUUUAGCGCUAUGUUCUCGUCCAGUUUCAGAGAGGCUCAGGAUUCACCACACCUGCACAUCAUCCCAAUUGACUGUUCACCUCAAGUCCUGGAGAUUGUUUUGACUUAUCUCUACACAGAGAAGGCAGAUUUCUCGCUAGAGGUGGCUGUCGAUGUUCUCUUCGCUGCUGACCUCUUGUUCAUUGAGAAGCUGAAACAGCGCGCUGCCGUCAUCAUAUCCACCCUGGGUAAUGGUGGUGCUUCUGUUGUUGAGUCUGAGAAUCCUCGAGGCGAAACGACCGUCGAGGAUGUGGUAGAUAUCUACGAUGUCAUUCGUGCCGGAUGGGAUACACGUGUUCAUCGUCUCGAAGAGUUUGGUGCUCGAUACAUUGCCUAUCGAUUGGAGCGUUUCAUCGAUGACCCAGACUUUGCGGAACUGGUCAAGGAGAGUGCCUCGAGAAUUCAAGGACGUCAAGAAACCGAUACUGUCGAACUUAUCGAUGAAAUGGAAGACUCAGGACUAGAGCAAAUGACAGACGAGACAGAGACACUGGAUCCUGCUGCACUGCCUGGCAAGGACGUCUUUGAUCCUAGCGAAGUCAUGUUCGCAGAAGAUGAGGGCGUUGAUGUUCACUCAGGUACAACACCACCACAAGAUUUGCAUGACCAUGACAACCUAGUCAUUCGCACGCUGGACGGAGAGAUUGCUGGUGAUGAGUUUGCACAAGACGCUAUCAACUACCAAAUUCUUCUUGGCAAGAUUGACAGCCUUCUGGACAGACUCACAUUGGAUGCCUAG
This is a messenger RNA of Aureobasidium musti, 1779 nucleotides long. The record is from the annotation of a GenBank genome assembly. Lineage: Eukaryota; Fungi; Ascomycota; Dothideomycetes; Dothideales; Saccotheciaceae.